CACAGUCUGCCUUCAUGUCUAUUUUUAGUUUUCCUGGCUCAAGCAUCUUCAAGCUACUGAAACACAGCCCUCACUCUCUUUCUCUCCCUCUGGCAUGCAUGCUGCUGGUAAGAGCCCCCCAGGCAAAAAUUGCUUCAGACAUCCUUUAUUGCUCCUUCCUCAGGGAGAACCUGUGGUUUCGGGAUCACGGCUCUGUUUUUAAGCUGGAUGGAAGCUGGGUGACCUUCUGAUGGGCUUUAAACUUUGAAUUGGAUGUGGACAUCUUUCUGUCCGAUGACAGAAUUGCUCCAACUUCCCCUUUGCAGUUGCUUCCUUCCCUUGGAGGUAGCUGUAUCUUGUUUUCUGUAAUAACCUUUUCCUUCCGAAGUUGUCCGCCAUGCCAACUGUCAUUGGCGCAUCUGUGGCCCCACGGACAGGGGCUGAGCCCAUAUCCCCGGGGCCAAUCCCCCACCCAGCCCAGGACAAAACGACCGAGGCUGGCGGUGGAAAUCAAAGUGGCAUCUAUUCGGCCAUCAUCAGCCGCAAUUUUCCUAUUAUCGGAGUGAAAGAGAAGACAUUUGAGCAGCUACACAAGAAAUGUCUAGAAAAGAAGGUUCUUUAUCUGGAUCCUGAAUUCCCACCGGAUGAGAGCUCUCUGUUUUAUAGCCAGAAGUUUCCUGUCCAGUUCGUCUGGAAGAGACCUCCGGAAAUUUGUAAGAAUCCUCAAUUUAUCAUUGGUGGAGCCAAUAGAACUGACAUCUGCCAAGGAGAUCUAGGGGACUGCUGGUUUCUCGCGGCCAUCGCCUGCCUGACCCUGAACGAGCGGCUACUGUUCCGAGUCAUACCCCAUGAUCAGAGUUUCACCAACAACUACGCGGGCAUCUUCCACUUCCAGUUCUGGCGCUAUGGAGACUGGGUGGAUGUGGUUAUUGACGACUGUCUGCCGACUUACAACAAUCAACUGGUUUUCACCAAAUCCAACCACCGCGAUGAGUUCUGGAGUGCUCUACUGGAGAAGGCCUAUGCUAAGCUCCAUGGUUCCUACGAAGCCCUGAAAGGUGGGAACACCACAGAGGCCAUGGAGGACUUCACAGGAGGGGUGACCGAGUUUUUUGACAUAAAGGAAGCUCCCAGAGACAUGUACAAGAUCAUGAAGAAAGCCAUUGAGAGAGGCUCCCUCAUGGGCUGCUCCAUUGAUGAUGGGACAAACAUGACCUAUGGGACGUCUCCUUCUGGUCUGAACAUUGGGGAGCUGAUUGAUCGGAUGGUGAGGAAUAUGGAUAAUUCACGGCUCAGAGACUCAGCUCUUGACCCCAGAGGCUCAGAUGACAGACCAAUCCGGACUAUUGUUCCGGUUCAGUAUGAAACAAAAAUGGCCAGCGGGCUGGUCAAAGGACAUGCCUACUCAGUCACUGGGCUGGAGGAGACCCUGUUCAAGGAUGAGAAAGUGAAGCUGGUACGACUGCGGAACCCCUGGGGCCAAGUGGAGUGGAAUGGCUCCUGGAGUGAUCGUUGGAAGGACUGGAGCUUUGUGGACAACGAUGAGAAGGCCCGUCUACAGUACCAGGUCACUGAGAAUGGAGAGUUCUGGAUGUCAUAUGAUGAUUUCAUCUACCAUUUCACAAAGCUGGAGAUCUGCAACCUCACAGCUGAUGCCCUGGAGUCUGACAAGCUCCAGACCUGGACUGUGUCUGUGAAUGAGGGCCGCUGGGUGAGGGGCUGUUCUGCCGGAGGCUGCCGCAACUUUCCAGACACUUUCUGGACCAACCCGCAGUACCGUCUGAAGCUGCUGGAGGAGGACGAUGACCCUGACGACUCCCAGGUGGUCUGCAGCUUCCUGGUGGCUCUGAUGCAGAAGAACCGGAGGAAGGAGCGGAAGCUGGGGGCCAACCUCUUCACCAUUGGCUUUGCCAUCUACGAGGUUCCCAAAGAGAUGCAUGGGAACAAGAAGCACCUGCAGAAGGACUUCUUCCUGUACAAUGCCUCCAAGGCCAGGAGCAAAACCUACAUCAACAUGCGGGAAGUGUCCCAGCGCUUCCGCCUGCCUCCCAGCGAGUACGUCAUCGUGCCCUCCACCUAUGAGCCCCACCAGGAGGGAGAUUUCAUCCUCCGGGUCUUCUCAGAAAAGAGGAAUCUCUCUGAGAGAGUUGAAAACACAAUCUCCGUGGAUCGGCCACUGCCAAUCAUCUUCGUUUCGGACAGAGCAAACAGCAACAAGGAGCUGGGUGUGGACCAGGAAUCAGAGGAGGAGAAAACAAGCCCUGAUAAGCAAGAGAAAUCCCCCCAGCCACACACCAGCAACACUGACCAGGAAAGUGAGGAACAGCAGCUAUUCCAGAACAUCUUCAGGCAGAUAGCAGGCGACGACAUGGAGAUCUGUGCAGAUGAACUCAAGAAUGUCCUUAACACAGUUGUGAACAAACAUAAGGACCUGAAGACACAAGGGUUCACGCUGGAGUCCUGCCGGAGCAUGAUUGCCCUCAUGGAUACAGAUGGCUCUGGGAAGCUGAAUCUGCAAGAGUUUCAUCACCUCUGGAACAAGAUUAAGACCUGGCAGAAAAUUUUCAAACACUAUGACACAGACCACUCUGGCACCAUCAACAGCUAUGAGAUGCGAAACGCAGUCAAUGACGCAGGAUUCCAUCUCAACAACCAGCUCUACGACAUCAUCACCAUGCGCUACGCGGACAAAUACAUGAACAUUGACUUUGACAGCUUCAUCUGCUGCUUCGUCAGGCUGGAGGGCAUGUUCAGAGCUUUCAACGCAUUUGACAAGGAUGGAGACGGUAUCAUCAAACUCAACGUUUUAGAGUGGCUGCAGCUCACCAUGUAUGCCUGAACAAGGACAGCCUCAUCCAAGGCCAUGCGAGAUGACUCACGAUUUCAAUUUUAACCAACAGUGCUAGAACCACUUACCUCAAAAGACCCAGUAGCUGCACCCCCAACAGGCCUCCAGUCACCCCUUUCUCAUUCCUCUUCCACUUCAUUCCCCAUGCGGCUUCCUGGCAUCUGUUGAUCUUUCAUGCUUAGCCUCAUUGUUUCGUUAUGGAAUGCAGUAGAGAGAACUCUGUCCCUUUAUCACAUGGAGGCAAGCACCUCUGAGGUCUGCUCUGAAUCUGAGCUGAUUUGGCUCUGAACCAAUGCAAAGGUUUUGACCUCUCCUUAGCUGUUUGCAGGGGGCCUUUGCCAGUGGCAGAGUCCCUGGGUGGUGUAAACCUCAUUUGACUACUCAUUGAAAGGUUGGUGGUUUGUAUCCAUCCAGAGGUGCCUCAGAAGAAAGGCCUGGCAAUCUACUUCUGAAAGAUAACAGCCAUUGAAAACCCUAUAGAGCACAGUCCUGCUCUGCAACACAUGGGGUCAACAUGAGUUGGCACUGCCUUGAUGGCAACUGGCUGGUUGGGUGGUUCCUUGUGCUGAGCCCUCUGUCACCUUUAUGCAAUCCCACUCAUGGGAUAGGAACCAAACUAACAUUGGUUCUGCCUAAUUGUUUCAGGAUGGGCCCGCUCUGGGGUAAACCAGCUCAGUGGAACAAGGCUGGAUACUUUGAGUUGUCUGACUCAUAAGUUUGGCUGCAUUCUGAAAAGUGCUGACCUAAAUAAAGGCAUGUGUAUGGCUGGUUUCACUGUGUUUUGUUUGCUCACAUUUAGAUAUCUGCCACAGCAGGAUCGAAUGGCUUCAAAUCUUAUACUCACUUAACACAAUUUCAGAAUAGGACAAUGGAAAAAACAGACACCCUCAAAAAACAAAACAAAAAAAACCCAAACCCAAACCCUAAGUCAAUCAUGCCUGUGGCUAUUUGUUGAACACAGGAGUCAAUCAGAUACUUUCCAAGCUGUGUUGAGGAAGGGGGACAGCUGGUGGUGUAUAGAAAAAGAAUGAAUGGCUCACCUGUAACUGGAGGGGCCAGUUACCUGGGUGGGAUGGAGCAGAGAUCUAGUUUUUAAUCCGAGCUCCUCCACUAACUGACCCGUUGUAUGACCUUGGACGAAAUCCUUGAAUGUCUGCCAUACUUAUCUGGGCCGCGGCCUUUGACAUAUCUAAAACUGUCUUGUGUUUUCCACUCAAUUCCUUCUUGCUCUCUGUACCAGCAUGGAAGAGAAAGAGUUGGCUACAAAUAUGCAGACAAGAAAAGUUAGCCAAUUUGUAAAAGUACUUUAUUUUCCUCUUGUAUUUGCUUUUUAUCUGUUUUACAAAGUUAUGAAGUUCACAGCUUUAUACCAAAAUGUAAGAAGGUUAAGCUAUUUGCUUAUAAACAUUUUUGCAGUAAAGGGUCAUUUGAUUUUAUUCUUCUAAGUCCAUAUUCAAUACAAA
Molecule: messenger RNA, 4290 nt
Organism: Trichechus manatus latirostris (Florida manatee)
Lineage: Eukaryota; Metazoa; Chordata; Mammalia; Sirenia; Trichechidae
Gene: CAPN3
Product: calpain 3
Exons: 23
Coding region: 377-2818 (813 amino acids)
Biological process (GO): proteolysis; negative regulation of apoptotic process
Cellular component (GO): cytoplasm; calpain complex
Molecular function (GO): calcium-dependent cysteine-type endopeptidase activity; calcium ion binding
Source: RefSeq, a predicted model, not a curated record